UCCCUCUCCCGACCACUGCCCGGCCGGCACCGCCAUCGGAGCACACACACACGUCCUGCUGGUGUCCUGCCACCACCGGGGCGGCCGAUCUCGAGCGAGCCAGGCGGAAACCAAUGCAACAACUGAGCACACAUUCCAUUGUUUCUGCAGCUGAGGUCUAGGGCACACGUACGGGAGCAGUAGUGGAGGGGUUGAGUGACGGAGGAGAGAGAGCCAUAUAUAUCAUGGAGGUCGACAUGCCAACCCGCGGCGGCAUCCAUGGCGAGGUUGACGACGACGGCAAGGAGAAGAGGACAGGGACGGUAUGGACGGCGGCGGCGCACAUCAUCACGGCAGUGAUCGGUUCCGGCGUGCUGUCGUUGGCGUGGGCGAUGGCCCAGCUCGGUUGGGUGGCCGGGCCGCUGAUCCUGCUGCUCUUCGCCGGCAUCACCUACUACACCUGCUGCCUCCUUUCCGACUGCUACCGCGUCGGCGACCCUGCCACCGGGAAGCGCAACUACACCUACACUGAGGCUGUCGAGUCCUACCUAGGCGGAUGGUAUGUCUGGUUCUGCGGCUUCUGCCAGUAUGCCAACAUGUUCGGCACCGGCAUUGGCUACACCAUCACAGCUGCUGCCAGUGCUGCGGCUAUCCUCAAGUCCAACUGCUUCCACUGGCGCGGGCACGACGCCGACUGCACCCAGAACACAGGCUCCUACAUCAUCGGCUUCGGCGUGGUGCAGAUCAUCUUCAGCCAGCUCCCCAACUUCCAUGAGCUCUGGUGGCUCUCUGUUAUCGCAGCCGUCAUGUCCUUCUCCUACGCCACCAUCGCCGUCGGCCUCGCCCUCGGCCAGGCCAUUUCAGGUCCCACGGGGAAGACGACGCUGUAUGGCUCGCAGGUUGGAGUGGACGUUGAUAGCUUCACGCAGAAGAUAUGGAUGACGUUCCAGGCUCUGGGCAACAUCGCGUUCGCCUACUCUUACACCAUAAUUCUGAUUGAGAUCCAGGACACGCUGCGAUCUCCGCCGGCCGAGAACAAGACGAUGCGGCAGGCGUCGAUCGUCGGGGUGGUGACGACGACGGCCUUCUACCUGAUGUGCGGCUGCCUGGGCUACGCGGCGUUCGGCAACGCGGCGCCCGGGAACAUCCUGUCGGGCUUCUACGAGCCCUACUGGCUGGUGGACUUCGCCAACGUCUGCAUCGUGCUCCACCUGGUGGGCGGCUUCCAGGUGUUCCUGCAGCCGCUGUUCGCCGCCGUGGAGGCGGACGUGGCGUCGCGGUGGCCCUGCGCCAGGCAGCAGCACGGCGGCGUCAACGUGUUCCGCCUGGUGUGGCGCACGGGGUUCGUCGCGCUCAUCACCCUCUUCGCCGUCCUGCUGCCCUUCUUCAACAGCAUCCUGGGCAUCCUCGGCAGCAUCGCCUUCUGGCCGCUCACCGUCUUCUUCCCCGUCGAGAUGUACAUCCGGAAGCAGCAGAUCCCGCGGUUCAGCGGCACCUGGCUGGCGCUGCAAGCCCUCAGCGUCUUCUGCUUCAUCAUCACCAUCGCAGCCGGGGCCGCCUCGGUGCAGGGCGUGCGCGACUCCCUGAAAACCUACGUGCCCUUCCAGAGCAGGUCGUGAUGAUGAACACGGUCCCCGUACGUCGCUACGUGCAGUACUGGUCUACGCGUUUUGUAAACAAGAUCAUAUUCCUAGCUAAUUAAGUGCUGAUCGUGAUCGGUUUGGAA
Molecule: messenger RNA, 1705 nt
Organism: Sorghum bicolor (sorghum)
Lineage: Eukaryota; Viridiplantae; Streptophyta; Magnoliopsida; Poales; Poaceae
Product: amino acid permease 3
Exons: 5
Coding region: 225-1598 (457 amino acids)
Cellular component (GO): plasma membrane
Source: RefSeq, a predicted model, not a curated record